Gasterosteus aculeatus aculeatus (three-spined stickleback) is the source of this 4785-nucleotide messenger RNA. The record is from RefSeq and is a predicted model, not a curated record. Lineage: Eukaryota; Metazoa; Chordata; Actinopteri; Perciformes; Gasterosteidae.
AGCGUAAAACCCAGACUCAUCAUAUUUGCGCCCUCGCGUUUCGUCGAUGAUGCACUAUUCCAUGCCCCCCUCUCGACUCCCCCCCACACUUCGAGGCAUGUCAUCCCCACGCCGCUCCUGCUUCCUCACAUGAAUGUACCGCGCCGUCGUCUCUUCCCAGCUGAACGCGCUGCUCCAUCGCACUGACCCGAGGGGGAAAGGGGGUGUGUGGGGGGGGGUUCUGUCCCGGCACCGGCGCACUGACCCGACGGAGGGGCGGUGGGGGUGUCUGUACCGGCUCCGGUGCAGCGCCGCCCGGCAGCUGUGCCCUCUGCUCCCGAAGGCAGCCCCCGUCAUGACCUCCCCUUUCCGGCCUUUCCGCCGAUAUUCGCUAAAUGGGAUUGGUGGCUGUCUGCAGGGUUUCCGCAGCAACUGGCCAUCCGCUUCCAUCGUUUCUCAAAUGAGGGCAGCCGUCGGGAUUUAACACAGUUCCACGCUGCGCGUCUUUCAUUUCGUCUUCUUUUUUUUUUUUUUUUUUUAAGGGUUGGGGAGGGGACUGAAUCUUCACACGCGUCAAAGGUCUGCAUAUGGGGGCGGGCAAGAGCAAGCCCAAGGAGCCGGGCCAGCGCUCCAUGAGCCUGGACGGCACCAUCGGCACCGGCUCCGACAGCGGCCACUUCCACCACCUGGGACCGGCCCAGCAGACUCAAACCCCCAACCGGAGCCCCGCCGUCGGGACGGGCCGGCGCGGCCACGGCCACCAAGGGCAGCACCAGCUCGCUCCGACAAACACUCCCGUGCUGGCUCUGUUCGGAGGGGUGGACCACACGGGCACCGUCACCUCGCCACACAGAGGAGGUGUCACUACAUUUGUGGCGUUGUAUGACUAUGAGUCACGGACGGCGUCUGAUCUGACCUUUAGGAAAGGGGACAGGCUGCAGAUUGUCAACCACACAGAAGGGGACUGGUGGCUCGCCCGCUCCCUGACGACCGGAGAGAGCGGUUAUAUCCCCAGCAACUACGUGGCUCCGUCCGACUCCAUCCAAGCUGAAGAGUGGUAUUUUGGGAAGAUAACGCGGCGCGACUCCGAGAGGCUCCUUCUGAACCUGCAGAACAGACGAGGAACCUUCUUGGUGAGGGAGAGCGAGACCACUAAAGGGGCGUACUGCCUGUCCGUGCUCGACUAUGACAACACCAAAGGCCUGAAUGUUAAACAUUACAAAAUCAGGAAACUGGACAGCGGCGGUUUCUACAUCACCUCCCGCACCCAGUUCAGCAGCCUGCAGCAGCUCGUCUUUCACUACCGCAGUGAGUCCACGCACCGCCUCUCUGACCGGAGACCUUUUUUCACUGCUCACCCUCACCCUCCCUUCUCCUCCCACCCCCCCGACUCAGAGCACUCGGAUGGGCUGUGCCACGCUCUGUCGGACGUGUGUCCGGUGGCCAAACCUCAGACCCAGGGACUGGCCCGGGACGCCUGGGAGAUCCCCCGAGAGUCCCUCCGCCUCGACCUUAAACUGGGACAGGGCUGCUUUGGAGAGGUCUGGAUGGGCACGUGGAACGGGACCACGCGGGUUGCCAUUAAGACCCUGAAGCCCGGCACCAUGUCUCCAGAGGCCUUUCUGCAGGAAGCUCAGGUUAUGAAGAAGCUCCGGCAUGAGAAGCUGGUCCAGCUGUACGCUGUGGUCUCUGAAGAGCCCAUCUACAUUGUGACAGAGUACAUGAGCCAAGGCAGCUUACUGGACUUCCUGAAAGGAGACUCAGGAAAGAUGCUUCGUCUGCCUCAGCUCGUAGACAUGUCUUCUCAGAUUGCAGCCGGCAUGGCCUACGUGGAGCGGAUGAACUACGUCCACAGAGACCUGCGCUCCGCCAACAUCCUGGUGGGAGACAGCCUGGUGUGUAAAGUAGCGGACUUUGGUCUGGCGAGACUUAUCGAAGACAACGAGUACACCGCAAGACAGGGCGCCAAGUUCCCGAUCAAAUGGACGGCACCAGAGGCGGCUCUGUACGGCCGUUUCACCAUCAAGUCGGACGUGUGGUCCUUCGGGGUGCUGCUCACAGAGCUGGCGACUAAAGGCAGGGUCCCCUAUCCAGGUAUGGUGAACCGCGAGGUGCUGGACCAGGUGGAGCGCGGCUACAGGAUGCCCUGCCCGGCGGAGUGCCCCGGCUCUCUGCACGAGCUCAUGCUCUCCUGCUGGAGGAAGGACCCAGAAGAGCGGCCUACGUUUGAGUACCUGCAGGGCUUCCUAGAGGACUACUUCACCUCCACAGAACCCCAGUAUCAGCCCGGGGAGAACCUAUAGAACCGCACACUGAACCGAACCGGGGGGGGGGGCACAGAAACCACCUGCACUAACCGACCUCAGAGGAGCACCUGUGAAACUCAACUGGGAGAAACUUGAGAUUCUUCUGUGUAAAGGAAAGAAAAAAAAAGGAGACAGAAAACCUGCAGAAGUCCCAUUGUGUGCCAUAAAGAAACUGGACCUCCCUUCUGCGAGCACUCGCAAGGGUUUCCUGCUGAAGUGAGGUGCAAGCUGUGAAGGAGAUCUCCUCGGGGACUCUGGCUCUGAUUUGAUGUGUUUUUUUUAGAGGUGCGACCGAUGUGGGAGGAACCGAAUCACGACCUACAGACGGAGCGACGGGGGGCUGGAAGAACCAACAGUUAGCCACAGAGGGAAGGUCAAGGGAGGAUUAUUUCGGGCAUCAGCUGUCUCACAUGAGCUCCCUCUCCCCCUCUUCUGUCUCGUCUCUUCAGCCUCGCCUGGUACAUUAUUCCGCCCACAGAGGAGCGAUGUCACCGUGGCUCAGGUGCCAAAGGAAAGUCCGUCUCUCUUGACGUCCUUUUUAUCUCCCCAUUUCUGUCUGUGCUUCUCUCAAGUGCUGCUUCUUCAAAGUGUCUCCAAAUAGCUCAGCGCUGGAACUCUACUUUGCAUCUUUUAUUCAUGUUUACUUGGACAAUAUGCGUCCUGUGGUUUUAAGGUUUUGUUCGGCGGCAGACGAAUUUCUCUCUUAAUUAUUUUCCGGUAGGGUCAAAAGGUUUUCAUGGUGGUGCCAUUGCACAUGCGCUCAACAGGCAGGUUCUGGAAGACUGGAAGUUCGGUCAGUUGAGAUCUAAUCGAGCCCCCCACGACUCUUUUUCCAGCUGUGUUUCACGCUGAACGGCCACAGCGGCCAGCCGGAUCCAAUCACGACCAUUAAAAAUGAUUUUUGGCGACGGUAGUGUUUCAAACCUUGUUUUUGUUUUUAAACUGGAGUGAGUUGCAUUGACAAUAAUCCCCCGUAAUGGGGGCGCUAGAGAGCAGUCGCAAUGGUGUAAAGCCCGUUCCCUCUGACGCAUAAAUGGGGCAACGUUCAUCAAACAUGUAAGUGACCUACUAAAAAGCUGACAUGGCAACCGAUGUUACUGAUUAAUAUUCAACUCAGCCCAAGCUGCGAGACACUGAGUGUAAAAGUGUGCCAAACAAAUCACGUUUCUUUACUGCCAUCCAUGUAUAUAAUGUUUUAUCAAGCGGCUAACGCAGGGGGGGGGUCACUCUGCACUAUUUCCCUAGUAAACGUCAUGUUAAAACCUGUCGAGGAUUCAAACCGUUUUCAUUCACAGCAGCUACGUCCUUUUACAAAAAAAAAAAAAAACACUUUGAUCGGGCAACUUUUAAUAAGUUUUAAAACCAGUUCGCAUGCUUUUGUGCCGUCCUUCUCUUGACCAUCGGCUGGGUUUAUAUUUAUGCUGUACUGUACAUCAACAUGUGUAUGUUUACUUACGGUUCAGGUGAGGUGACGGGAUCAUAAACUGACUUUUUGCCAUCAUUAAUUUGUAUGUUUCUUACGCACGGCUGCCACUUCUCACCUACAUUCUGUACAUAUGUAGCUCUUAGGGUUGGACUUCAUAUAAGCCACUUUCCGAUGGUGGGUAUUUAGGUUGGGUGUCACACUUCACAGGGGUUUAGUUUAUGACUUAACUGAAGCAGAAACGGUAGAUAUAAAGUAAUAGAUUUUUGCCAACAAACGUGAUGAAACAAGUUAUCAAAACAUGAGCCAUGCAGCAAUAAGAGAUGGUCCGUGCCCCCUAAAACUAUCAAAUUAUUAUUCGCCUAUUAUGAAUCGCGACGGCUAAUUUAAUCAAUGAUGUGGACAAUUCUGACUUUAAAAAAGGGAGUUUGGGUUGUGAUAUGACACGAACAAUGAGGUCAAAGAUGUAAAUAGUAUCUUAAACAAAUGACUGUGACUAUCAUGUAAUUUGUUUUUCUAUAUUUUUUCUUGCACCUCCACGUUGAGGCUUUUACAGUGACGCAUGUUUUAAUAAUAACAUGCUACUGUUAAUGGGGCUGAAGGAAUGUUUUUUUUUUUUUCUUUUUUAAAUAUUUGAUUCAUCAUUUCUGCUAAAUAGAAUUUGAAUUUAAGCUUGACGUGUUUUUAUUUAUAUGUGAAAACCAGUGCUUUCCUCUUUUAAGAAUUGGAAAUCCCCAGUUUUCCUCUGACGCACUGAACCGCCUGUAAGUCACUGAGACCAUGUGACCAAGUGUGACUAACAUGAGUAACACGCAAGGUCGGAUUGGGUUUUCUGUGCCAUAUUAAAAAAGUGUCUUUUUAAAAUGUUUUUCUUUUGUUUUAUGAAUCUAUGCAGUUUCGGUCUGGCAUUCCUGCAACUACGUGGUUAUUUUGUGUAAAACAAGGAUCAUGAACAAGGUUUGAGCAUUUUGUUAGGACUUCUUUUUGUCUUUUGUUUCUGAUGUAACAGGAUUGAAAUGGGUAUCGUGCCACAUUAUGUUGAUCUGUAAAUGUGCAAUAAAUUAUAUUUCAAAUGUG